Penicillium cosmopolitanum is the source of this 837-nucleotide messenger RNA. RefSeq lists its product as uncharacterized. Bases 1 to 837 code for a protein of 278 amino acids. The transcript is spliced from 2 exons. The record is from RefSeq and is a predicted model, not a curated record. Lineage: Eukaryota; Fungi; Ascomycota; Eurotiomycetes; Eurotiales; Aspergillaceae.
AUGUUUGAAAGACUCGCGGAGCCAGUGGAGGUUGAAGACAUCAUCAUGGUCUUUCCCUCCAAAAUCGAUAUCCAAGGAGCCGACCUCUGGAUUGUGCGAUCUUGCCCAGAUGACAAUCCACCAUGUCCGCGAACGGAUUCCAUCAUGGUCUCCAGGGGACUAUAUUCCAGAACGGCCACACGAGGUCGGUGGUGUAUGUUCGGGCCAGAUGUAAACUAUGUCACAGAUGAGCCUGAGGACGGAGAGGAGAUUGAAAAUCCAGAGGUCAAGUCACUCAGAGAAGUCCUACGCCCCCUGUCCAGAAUCUACCGUCAAUACGAUAAUAUUCGAAUUACCGUCAAUCCCCAUGGAAGGGAUGUGCUUCGAGAUUACUUUCGGAAGCUAUGCCCUCUCUGCCUCAAUGAUUUUUGGAACCCCGAGGAACAAGAUCAUGAAGAAAUGUUUCCGAGUCUUGUCACCUGGAAUGGUGUUGUGAUGGACCAGGCAUGUCCUGUUUGCAUGGGCUUUGACAUCGCCGAUGAUGAUAGGGCUUAUGUGGAGGAAUUGGGAGAUCUGAAAGGUCAAGUUCGGUGCGAGCCAGAUCCCGAGAAAUAUGAGAAGGGCAGACAGAAGUUCCUCGACCUGGUACGCGAGAGGUACACGGUACAAAACAAGCGAAAGAGAGAGAUGGGCUUAAGUCUGUGGAAUAUCGAUGACCGAAUUAGACGGUACCGGCGCGGGUUCCUUGAAGAUAAGAAGGCCCCGGCUGAUUCAUCGACGGAAGAGGAAGAUGAGGACGACGAUGAGGAUGAGGAUGCUGACGAGGAUGACGAUGAAGAUGAUGGAGAGAACGAGUAG